This is a messenger RNA of Struthio camelus australis, 3498 nucleotides long. It is a transcript of the gene ANKS6, whose product is annotated as ankyrin repeat and sterile alpha motif domain containing 6. Gene Ontology annotation, biological process: innate immune response. NCBI's taxonomy places the organism in Eukaryota, Metazoa, Chordata, Aves, Struthioniformes, Struthionidae. Gene Ontology annotation, cellular component: nucleus; cytoplasm. The record is from RefSeq and is a predicted model, not a curated record. Gene Ontology annotation, molecular function: protein binding.
AAUAGCUCGCUCCUUUCCGUUGACUAGUCAAGGAGCCAAUUUGAUUUGGACAUAUAAGCGUGGCUCACAUCCUUCUGGAGAAUGGCGCUGAUCUCAAUGCACAGAACAAGUUAGGAGCCAGCGUACUCACAAUGGCCUCCAGAGGUGGCCACGUCAGCAUGGUGAAGUUGUUGCUGGAAUCUGGAGCGUUCGUAGACAACUACGACCAUUUUAGUACAAGCUUACUGAGCAGCAGCAGCAGAGAGGACCUACCAGAUAUCACUCCGCUAAUGGCAGCUGCCCAGCAUGGACAUGAGGCAGUGGUGCAUCUGUUACUAGACUGGGGAGCUGACUGUAAUUACACUGUGAAGACCAUGGGCUGGAGUCCUUUAAUGCUGGCAGCUGUUAGUGGAAAAGUGAGCUUGGCCCAGCAGCUCAUGGACAAAGGUGCCAAUCCUGAUCAUCUGAACGUACUACAUAAAACGCCUUUUGAAAUCUCUGUUGGCUUCAAACACAAAGACAUGAAGGACUACCUGGAAUCUCUAACAACAAUCAGACCCCAGACAGAUACAGAAAAGAGGCAACCUGAUGUCUUUCAUGCUUUGAAAUUGGGAAACUUUCAGCUGGUUAAAGAGAUUGUUGAUGAAGACCCAAGUCAGGUCAAUAUGACUAAUGGUGAUGGCGCAUCUCCAUUAAUGAUUGCUGCUGUAACUGGACAGUUGCCCCUUGUCCAGCUCCUUGUUGAGAAAAAUGCAGAUGUUGACAAACAGGAUAAUGUUCAUUGCUGGACAGCACUAAUGCAGGCCACGUACCACGGGAACAAAGAAGUUGUAAAGUAUUUGUUAAAUCAAGGAGCUGAUGUCAAUCUGCGUGCCAAGAAUGGAUACACAGCUUUUGACCUGGUAAUGCUGCUGAAUGAUCCCGACACAGAACUUGUACGGUUGCUAGCAUCAGCAUGUAUGCAACUGGACAAAGACAAGAGUAAACUGAACAACAGAUCAUCUUUGCCUUGUUCCAGAAGUAGGCAUUCCUUAAAUGUUCCUAUGCUGCCAGAUGACAAAGGAGGAUUAAAGUCUUGGUGGAGCAGGAUGUCCAAUCGCUUCCGCAAGCUGAAGUUGACUCAGACGUUGCGUCAUGGAUUUUCUUCCAAUCAGUUUGUACCUUUUCCUGAUGAGCCUGAAUCUUCGUUAAAUGCCACCAUAAAAGCAGUUUCACAGAAUGAUGCGGACCCCUCUGGAAACCCUGAUGUUGCUGCAGCUCGGAUCACAAAUAACAAAGCUAGUGGUGUAAGCACUGUAAAAGGAGGAAAGGAUGAUGAAUUGUUGACAACCAUGUUGAGAAGUAGCGCUCCAUUUACUAGGCUGCCCAGUGAUAAACUGAAAGCAGUGAUUCCCCCUUUCUUACCACCUUCAAGUUUUGAGCUUUGGAGUUCUGACCGAACGCGAAUCAACAAAGAUGGUAAGGCUGAACAGAUGAGAACUGCCUGGCCGCAGAGAGCAAUCAAGCAUGAUUUUAACAGCAGUGGAAAUUCUGAUAUAACAUCUGUUAGCAAAGGUACUAGACCAGUCAAAUUGCCAACGUUUGCAAGAAGACCUGCGUCUCCUUCAAAUUCUAACAACUUCAAUCAUUCUCCCCAUUCUUCUGGUGGAUCCAAUAACAUUGCAGCGAUUAACAGACAUGGGGGAGAACUGCAUAACAGAUCAGGUGGCAGUGCAGAUAAUGUUUUGUCUCAAAUUGCAGCCCAAAGAAGAAAAGCAGCAGGCUUACCUGAACAGAAACCUAGCCAACAGCAUAGUCCAAUCCAGACAACUCCUUCAUCCACCCUGUCUGAUUUGCAGUGUACUCAAGUCGUUGGCAAUGGACAUGCUGUAAUGCAAAAACUGGAAGUGAAAAAAAGACCUCCAUCUGGGACUUCAUCUACAUCUAAAAGUACAUCACCGACUCUCACACCUUCCCCAUCACCCUCUCCGUCUCCUAAGGUUCACAACGCAGAGUCCUCUCUCUCUUCUUCUCACAGACAGGCCAAGAGCAAUGGUUCCAGCAGUGGUACUAUUACUGAAGAUGGUAACCAGUUGGUGGACCACCAGCAGCUUAUCCCUCUUCUGAGAACCAGUGAUGUAGAGAAUCAUGAAAGAAGAAACCAUGUGAGACUAAAAGGAGGCUGUGAAAACCUGGAGAAAGAUGAGCUGACUGGCAUCCUUAAAAAAUUGUCUCUUGAGAAAUAUCAGCCUAUUUUUGAGGAACAAGAGGUGGAUAUGGAAGCCUUCCUUACGCUUACUGAUGGUGAUCUGAAAGAGCUGGGUAUUAAAACUGAUGGGUCAAGGCAGCAAAUUCUGGCAGCUAUUUCUGAACUGAAUGCGGGAAAGGGACGAGAGAGACAGAUUUUACAAGAAACUAUCCACAACUUCCACUCUUCUUUUGAGAGUAGUGUUAGUAACACACGACCUCCUGGCAAUUCCCACUCACCUGGCUGCUCUGUAAAACCACAAGAAGCUGUUCCUCCUAGAAGGUAGCUACUGGGAAAAGAUCUUUUCUUAUGAUGAAUUCUGGGGCCUGGCUGAGUAAGUCCAAGUGUACAAAUGCAAAUUUGAAAAGUUGGUGCUAACUACACCAAUAAAGAACACGCAAGAACUUUCUGCAGUAAUGUCUGUAGUUCCAAUCCCACGAAGCAGCAAAGAAAAAUAAAAUGAGAUUGCUCAUAAAGUUCAGCCUAAAUGUUGAAAUAUUCAGUGCUUCACUGAUUUGGAUUCAAGGAGAACAAAGAAAGAAGAGCAGGAAGAGUGAGAAGGUACGUUUAUUUUCAUUCUGCUCUUCAGAGGUGCCCAUAGAUGAUGAAACCAUAGGAGGCCUACAUGGAUACGCUCAAGAACAACAAGAUGAUGACAGUGAAAAUCACCACAAAUUACGAAAGCUUCUGCCUGUGGAUAUCUCUACACUGAGUAAGCCUCUGGAGUUUUCUGUGAAUACCAAUAAGAGUCCAAGUUUAAAAUGUAAUGGUUUCAUGAAAAAGAUAUAAUGGAAAGGUAAUGCUGUUUUCUUCAUUAACUGAAGUAUAUUUUAUCUAACCGAUAUUAAGAGGUUAGAAGGGCGGUAAAAGGAAAUAUGAAAUACUUAUUUGUAAAAAUAGCACUUUAUUUAAGCAAACACGUAAUCUGUCACCAUUAUUUAAACAGGAAUAGUGUUAAAAUAUUUUAUAUUGUUGAUCUCUUGUUUUGAGAAUAAAACCAUUUAACUGAUUUCAACUUUUUUUGAACAGUAACGCUAGCAGGUCAUCAAAAUAUAUUUGUCUGACUUUAUUUUUAUAAGUCUGAAAGGACAAGUACAGUAAUUACGUGUGGAAGUAAUUUUCUGCUUAGUGUAUGCAAAUUGUUGUUGAGCAAUUAAAUACAAAUCAUCAGAAACAUCUGUUGUUUUUUUUUUUUUUAAUCUUUCUGAAAAGUUAGAAAUACAUGACUUUGUCGCUGGCUAAAUUCAAUGCGAGUCUGGGGGUGUGCUAAUGCAUGUAAAGUCAAGAUGAUC